Messenger RNA from Amoebophrya sp. A25, 358 nucleotides. The record is from the annotation of a GenBank genome assembly. NCBI's taxonomy places the organism in Eukaryota, Dinophyceae, Syndiniales, Amoebophryaceae.
UGUCCUUCUUCCUCCUAGACACGUUGUGCGCAGAAACGCCCGACGACUUCUUUUACAAGCUCAAAAAUGUCAUGCUUCACUUGGAGGGACUCUUUUUCUACGUGGAUGCAGAUAGUGAAGUGAGGCAGGAGUUCGGUGCCAAAGGGGUCGAGAUGGGUCGUGCCAUUCAUGACAGAGUGGGGAAGUCGUCUUCCGGCAAGCAGAGUAAGGACAAUAAAGAACACGGAGACGCAACCACCGAUGAUGAAGCUACGGACAGCCAUCAAGCCUAUUUGAGUGCGGUGUAUGGUGGUGGUGACACGACAGCGGCUAUCGAACGGAGAAAACAAGGGUCUAGGGAUACGGCAUCAGAUCCAGG